CAAGCUGCAAUCGGAGAUGAGAGCAGUGUCUCGGCCGAUUUAUUUAUUACUUUCUCAAAAUAAUCAUUCCAAUAUAAAUAUUUAGAAAGUUAUAUUGAAUGUAAAGUACAGUUUCAGAGCUAAUAUUAUUCGUAAUGUGCCAUCUCAUAUGAGACUUAUUCGUGUGAUUCAGCUCACGAGAUCGAAGAACGGAUGGAAUGUUGCUGCUGUGUACAAGGUGGCGGGAAUGAUGUUGGUGAGGAUGAACAUGCGGCUGGCGCUGGGCGCGCUCUGUGCUGCCGUGCUUGUGUUCACACUGUUCUGGGGACACUGCGGGGACCUCUCGCGGAGACCCAUAGGUUCAGUGCUAUCGAACGCACUGUCAGAGCGCGCCACCCCGGACGAGAUCGAGUGCACCAUCAACGGCGAAUACUCCGUCACGUGCCGCCGCGACCGGGAGCACGACGAGGUGUUCGUGCCGUUCUCGCUUGUGCACAAGUACUUCGAGAUUUACGGCAAAAUAACAACAGCAGAUGGUGUAGAGAAAUUCGAAUGGUCACACAGCUACGGUAAGAUCUACCAUCCAAAGAAGAAAUAUGACCCUCGCGGCACAUUCACCACUUUUGAGAACUACAACGUGGAAGUCAGGGAUCGCGUCAAAUGCAUCAGUGGCAUCGAAGGGGUCCCUGUGAGCACGCAGUGGGAACCACGUGGAUUCUACUAUCCAACACAAAUAGCGCAAUUUGGCCUUGCCCACUACAGUAAGCACAUUACAGAACCAGAACCAAAAAGAAAAAUAAUAGAUGAUGGUGAGAAACAUUUAGAAAAUUGGAUCAUUAGUAAGGAUGCUUACAUGGCGCGAGAGUUUGAUACUUCUGUCCAAUCAAACGUGUUAAGGUUUUCCACAUCAGACCAUGCGGCCAGUCAAGUUUGGCUCAAAGUAAAUGUGACGCAAGACUUUGUGCUGAGUGUAGAUCUGCAGUUGAAGCCCAAUUCUUCUAUGACCGUAGUGCUGCAGAACAAGGAUAAGAAGGAAACUGUGUAUCUCCAUUACGUUACUAGUACACAGUUGAUUUGGGCGCAAGAUGACCACAUAUACUACGGCAUAGGACUAGACCAGCAAUGGCGCCGUAUCACCAGGGACCUGAUCAUUGACAUGCAAAAGGGUUGGGCACUGCAGGACAGGCCUAAGAGAAGGUCGCCUAGGAAUAAGUUCAAGAUAUCGAGUAUAAUCCUGAGCGGCAGUGGGUCGCUGGACAACGUGACGGUGUCGUGGAGCGAGCACAUGUGGCAGUUCUAUGCGGCGGCGCGCUGGCUGGUGCGGGCGCAGCGCGCGCGCAGUGGCGGCUGGCCCAUACCCGUGCGCAGGCGCAUGGCUGCUGGCGUCGCUGAGCUUAAACCUGGCUGGCAUUCUGCAAUGAGCCAAGGGCAUGCGAUCUCCCUGCUAUCCCGCGCAUACUAUGAAAGUGGGGACGCGACAUACUUACAGGCGGCAAAGCGCGCGCUGUACCUGCUGGACGUGCCCAGCCACGCCGGCGGAGUCAAGGCCAUGUGGAUGGACAAAUAUGUUUGGUACGAAGAGUACCCAACAAAACCACCUUUGUUCGUUCUCAACGGCUUCAUCUACACAUUGCUAGGCCUUUACGACCUGCACAUCAUCGAGGGAGAAAACUCCAUCUCUUUGGCAAAGAAAAUGUUCGACGAUGGUAUGACAUCCUUAAAGAACUUACUGCCCCUAUUCGAUACAGGAAGUGGAAGCUUUUACGACCUGCGACAUUUUACUUUAGGAGUCAGCCCUAACAUUGCCCGUUGGGAUUACCACGCGACCCACGUCAACCAGCUUUAUCUUCUAGCUGGCCUAGACAACGACCCCAUACUCAUUAAUACGGCGAAACGAUGGGAAGGCUACAUGCAAGGAAAGAGGGCGGCACACAAUUGAGAUUAGAUCUCAGCAGGCGAAACCUGCGUUGUUAUUCUACUCAUCUGUUGAGAUUCUAACGGUGGGCCACGUUUUCUAUCCACAUAGAGUGUUUCUAUGUAAUACUGCUCUUUAUCUAGAGUCUUCUAACUAAACUGUUUUUCAGUGAGACAGCGAAAACGUGGCAAAAAAACGUUAUUCUAAAUAAUGUUUUUUGUAGGUAAUUCAGGUUUUGAUCGAGUUCGGCGUGAGCCGAACGGUUGUUAUUGGUCCGGAUUCGGUAUCGUUCUAUAACGGUUUCGUAUUCCAAAUAUGAAUUCAAACUCUGUUCGUUCUAUGUUUGAACGUACCGAAGUUUGUCGGGGAUGCUCGAAUAGCGUGAUUCGAGUUCGUAUUUACGAAUUUAGCCGAAGGUAUGCCGAAGUUACUUUUCAAAUACAGAAUUGUAACCGACUGAAUGGGUUUUCGGGGAUUUGAGCCAAAUUGCUCUGGGACUGUCUGACUAUAAGGUAUACAAGCAAACGCUGGUUAGUUUAAGAGACCGAUUCAAAUGGGUGUAAAUAAUGUCAGGAGAAAAUAAGAAAAGUAUUUUUCUACGACAAAUGCAUCAAGUUCUAAGUACCUCCGAUAUAAGAAUCUGUAGUAAAAUAAUGUUUGUAAAGUUGAAGAAUAUUAUAAAAGGAUCAACUAGAGCCGUAAGCAAUAAACUUGUUUAGAAACAUUUCUCUUUAUAGCGUGAGUUUAUAUGAGAAUCUAAUUUAGCUGAAGGUCGAUUAUACUACAUAUCAUAAAAUAAAAACGCUUUGAAACAUUCGUUUUGCGGUAGUAGUACUCAAUAGCCGAUAGAUUGCAAUACAUAGUUUAGUUGGUCCACUAAUUCAGUGCCAAUAACGAUUUCUAUUGAAUAAAACAUGAAUGUCUAAAAUUCAUACAAUAGUUAAACCUUUAAGCAGCCUUCUAAGGUUUAUGGCGCCCAAAAACGACAACAGCGCCACCACAUGUUUCUUAAGUUACUCCAAUAUUAAUUGCACUGUAAUCCUAGUCUCGACAAGUACACCCGAGUAUUGAACCCAAAGAGAAUUUGUAUUUUAUAUUGUUUUAAUAACAAUUCGAUGAAAUUCAAGCAUUAACCGUUGAAGACUGAUGAAAAAAACAAUUUUUUAAUAUUAAAAUAAGAGUACUGAUGCAAGUUAAAUGUGUCUAGACUAUAAAUUAUCAUUAUUAGUUGAAACUUGCAUUUCUAGGCUGGUUUAAAUAUUUUAGUUUUUUGUAAAAUUGGCUCAAAUUGUUUGUGGUAUUUAUUGUUCCCGCUAAACUUUCAGUUUUCAUUGUACUCUCAACUUAUCUUCUUGUGAUGUGUUGAUUUUUCAACCAUAAAAUAAAAUAAGUUUCUAGUAAUUAGCUCCAAGUCGAAUAUCAAUAAUUUUAAGGAUAAUUUUUGACUAAUUUAUGUGCUUUUUUCAAUAAGUUAUUGUUUUUUUGACAUUGAUUAAUAAUUCUAAUAUUAUAGAAAAUCAUAUCAAACGGUAUAUAAAUUGACACAGCUUUUGAUGUGUUAUGAGAAAUAAUCUUAUUAUAUUAUGACAUAGAAAUGUUAAAGACAUAAUGCCAAUAAUUUUUAAUGAAUACUGUACUAAAACAAGAUUAUCUCUUUCCUUUAAUGUUACAUUACAGUUGUUCUUGUCUCUUUCACACUUAGUGAUUGAGACAGCUAUAUUUUGUCUUACUUAUAUAGCGCCUUUUUUUUCUAAUGAUAGUAAUUUUCUUGCCAUAAAAGAGUUUUUUAUAAAAUUAUUUAUUUGUUUCUGACAUUUUUAUAGAUUACUUUGUUACAUAAACGCAGAUGCGCCUCAAAUCUAACAUUAAUGUUAGCUGAACACUGGAAAUUAUUGCAAAGAGAGCAAAACAUUAUUUUUUUCAGUAUUAUGAGAUUUUUUUGCAAUCAUUACCAGUGUGGAUAUUGUGUCCAACUUAAAAUGUUAUUCCAAAAAGGACAAAUAACUAUGUAUAAUUCUUAUGUUAUAAAAUGUAUAAAGUAUAUAUUGUAUAUUAUGUAUUUGUACCUACAUAUAAACUACAUAAUUAUGUAGAGCAUUAGUUUUCGGUAUAAGGAUCUGGUUUCUAUGAUUAAACACUGUAUACGUAAUACGUAUUUGUAAUCUUGCCGCGAUAUUCGAAAUUUGAAUUUCGUGAUUUUUUAAUCUCUUAAAUAUUUGUGUUACCAACUACUCCUCUAAUUAUCACUGUUCUUAUUAAUCUGUCUGCAUACUCGAUUUUUUUUAAAUUCGCGAUAAAUACUAUUGAACUAUUUUUUAUGUACCCACACAAAUCCUACUUGUAUUGAAAAUGAAGAAAAUAAUAUGCAAAUUGUAACACAUCAUUACUUCUUUGAAAAAAUCCUAUGAUUGCUGUAUAUUUAAGUACAUAUACAUUUAUUUGUAUGUGUUUCAUACUUAUAUGUUUAACUUUCAUUCUACUACUUAAUAAUAUCUAAAUAAUGUUAGAUACAUAUCAUAUGAAUGUAUAUAAUGUCUGAAUGUUCGAGUUUCCUUCUUAGAGACAAUACUAUCUAAAGUAGUUACCCGUUACUGUAUAUUUCUCAUGAAUAUCUUAGAUUACGGCCGGCUGUGAAUCUACCUAUGCACAAAUUUUUACACAAUACAAAUUAACGUCAAUUUGCAUAACUAAAUUUAUAUGAAAAUGAUGCGUUAUAUUAUCUUUGAAAUAACUGUUGUAAUCUUAAAGUCCCUGUUGCCAUGUAAUAGGCAAUAUUGGGCAAGACUUUAAUUGGUGGUAGAAUGUAAUGACGUACUUUUGAAGAAGAAACUUUACUUUUAUGAACAUGUAGUAAUACUAGAGUCAAAGAAAAUGCACCAUAGUAAUGACUGGUAUUCCUAAAAUUCUCAGGAAAAUAAGUUUUAUUGUUUAAUUUCCUAAAUGCUAAACAUCAUUCUGUUUUUGUUUAUGAGUAACACGAGAACGCUUCGUAAAAAAUCCAAACUGUUCUAUAAAAAAACCACCAACUUUAGCAUGAUUCCUAUAUUUUAAAAAGAUAUGGCCGCUAAUUCGAACGGUAGUCACCUUUGAGGUCGAUAUCAAAGUCAUUGGAAUCAUAUAUUUGUUUCAUCACAAACCAUAUAAAGGUUGGCAUACAUAAAAAUAACUUGUAGAUAUAUCUCUAUGAAUUUACGCAAUACGUACUUGAUAAAUGUACUUAUACAUAUGUAUAUCACUUUUGUGUUUUGGUUGUGAUAUCCAGUCUUGUGGUUGCCAUUUCGUGAAGCUGUUUUUUUAUUAAACAGGUCACUAACGAUUUAUUUAACAUUUAGUUAAUGUUAACAGCUUUUUACGUAACUUUAUAAAUUGUGCUUAUUGUUAUUUGAUGUUUACUCUCAAUUUCUUUAUAACAAACUUGUGGUUUGUGACGUUCAGAGUGUAUGUGUUUGACUCCUGUAGUCCUAGUAUUCGUUGUCGUCUGAUCAAAACUCUUUGUCCUUCAGACUUAACAUCCAUAAUAACAUUAUAAUAGUCAUGUGAACUUUUUUUUACAAACAUGUAUUUAUGGUUUCAAUUAGGAAUAUGUAGUGCCCUUACUUAUUGUGUAUAUCCGUAUGUCUGCCCAACUUUCAGACAGUGUAGUCGUGAGGUUACGUUUACGUUAUUAUAAAAAUUAUGCGUGGUGCUAAAAUUUACCCGCUUUGUAUAUUCGAAAGUCAAAAUUAAACAUUCCAUUUUUAAAAGAGCUUAAAAUCUAGUAGAUAGUGUAAAUAAUGUUAUUAGAUCUAUGUUUUUUUAUUUAACUUUAUUUAACCUACGA
This is a messenger RNA of Spodoptera exigua (beet armyworm), 5714 nucleotides long. Lineage: Eukaryota; Metazoa; Arthropoda; Insecta; Lepidoptera; Noctuidae. The record is from the annotation of a GenBank genome assembly.